This is a messenger RNA of Ophidiomyces ophidiicola, 2568 nucleotides long. RefSeq lists its product as uncharacterized. The record is from RefSeq and is a predicted model, not a curated record. NCBI's taxonomy places the organism in Eukaryota, Fungi, Ascomycota, Eurotiomycetes, Onygenales, Onygenaceae. The transcript has 3 exons. Gene Ontology annotation, biological process: glucan catabolic process. Bases 1 to 2568 code for a protein of 855 amino acids. Gene Ontology annotation, molecular function: beta-glucosidase activity.
AUGACAUGGGUUGCUACCCUUCUUGUUUGGCUUGUGUGCCAUGUCUAUCCAUCGAUCGCAGUGCCGACGGGUACCGGACAUGUUAACACGCGCGCUGACGUUCCAGCCGAUUUUCGCUCUCCUCCAUACUAUCCAACGCCCAGGGGUGGCUGGGUGUCAACUUGGGCAGAAGCAUACGCCAAAGCCCAUGCAGUCGUUUCUAAAAUGACGUUGGCAGAAAAGGUGAAUCUUACAACAGGAACUGGCUAUUUGAUGGGUCAAUGCGUUGGCCAGACCGGCAGUGCGCCCCGUUUUGGGAUUCCCAGGCUUUGUCUGCAGGACGGGCCGUUGGGGCUUAGAAACACGGACCACAAUACUGCAUUUCCGGCAGGAAUUUCCGUAGGAGCGACUUUCGAUAAGAAACUCAUGUACGACCGAGGACGGGCCUUGGGUGAAGAGUUCCGUGGAAAAGGCGUUAAUAUUCACCUAGGACCUUCUGUAGGUCCCCUUGGACGCAAGCCACGGGGUGGACGAAACUGGGAGGGAUUUGGCUCAGACCCGUCCCUUCAAGCCAUAGCUGGUGCCGAGACCAUUAAGGGCGUUCAAAGCACCGGUGUUAUUGCAACAAUCAAGCACCUGGUGGGAAACGAGCAGGAGAUGUAUAGGAUGACCAACAUCAUCCAAAGAGCAUAUUCGGCGAAUAUUGACGACCGCACUCUGCAUGAGCUAUACCUGUGGCCAUUUGCUGAAGGAGUCAACGGGUCAUCAAGUUGCCAAAACAGCAUGUUGAUGAACGGUAUUCUUAAAGAUGAACUCGGCUUCCAAGGCUUUGUCAUGACAGACUGGUUUGCUCAUAUUGGGGGUGUCUCUUCCGCUUUAGCAGGCUUGGAUAUGAGCAUGCCAGGCGAUGUGACAAUCCCAUUGUUCGGGGCCAGCUUCUGGGGCGCGGAGCUUUCUCGUUCGGUCUUGAAUGGGACAGUCCCUCUUGAACGCCUAAACGACAUGGUGUCUAGAAUUGUAGCCACAUGGUAUAAACUUGGCCAGGACAAAAACUUUCCUUUGCCAAAUUUUUCCACUUACACGAACAAAGCAACUGGGCUCAUAUAUCCUGGCGCGCUAUUUUCCCCCAUUGGAGUUCUGAAUCAGUAUGUCAAUGUACAAAAGGAUCACCAUAAGUUGGCCCGAGUGAUUGCUCGAGAUUCGAUCACCUUACUGAAGAACGAAGAUAACUUGCUGCCUCUGAGUCGCAAUCGGUCCCUGAAGGUGUUUGGAACAGAUGCGGGCACAAACCCACAGGGUAUUAAUUCCUGUAUUGACAAAGCUUGCAACAAAGGGGUCCUCACAAUGGGCUGGGGUAGUGGAACUUCGAAUCUUCCGUAUCUGAUUACACCCGAAGACGCUAUUAGAAACAUCUCGAAUACCGCCGAGUUCUAUAUCACUGACAGGUUUCCAAAUAGAGUCGAAGCAAAGGCAGACGAUGUCGCCAUUGUUUUCGUGAAUGCUAAUUCGGGCGAAAAUUAUUUAAUUGUUGAGCUGAACCCCGGAGAUCGAACGACUGCACAGCUGAACCUCUGGCAUGGCGGAGAUGCGUUGAUUGAAGCUGCCGCAAAGAAAUUUUCAAACGUAGUGGUUGUCGUUCAUACCGUGGGUCCUAUUCUCAUGGACAAGUGGAUAGACCUUCCCUCCGUCAAGAGCGUCCUGUUUGCACAUCUCCCUGGACAAGAGGCCGGAAAUUCCAUAACAGACAUCUUAUUUGGAGAUUUCAGUCCGAGUGGUCAUCUGCCGUACACUCUUCCGAAAGCAGAGUCUGAUUAUCCUCAAAGUGUGUCCCUCAUUAAUCAGCCAUUUGGACAGAUACAGGACCCCUUCUCGGAAGGACUGUUUAUCGAUUAUCGGCAUUUCCAGAAAGCAAACAUCACUCCUCAAUAUCAUUUCGGUUAUGGUCUGUCGUACACAACAUUUGACUUCUCAGACGCUACGUGGGCCGUGCGUACCCCACUCACCGAGUAUCCUCCUCCACGCAAGCCAAAGGGUGAUGCUCCCGCAUAUUCUAACAGCAUCCCGCCAGCCUCCGAAGUAGAAUGGCCAAAGGACUUGAAAAAAAUCUGGCGUUAUCUGUAUCCCUACCUUAACAAUCCUUCCAGCAUCAAACCAAAGUCGGACUACCCGUAUCCAGAUGGGUAUUCAACGACACCUAAGCCCGGACCACGAGCUGGGGGCGGAGAGGGCGGUAAUCCCGCGCUUUGGGACGUGGUCUUCGUAGUAUCCGUCAAGGUCACCAAUACUGGUAAGAAAGCUGGGCGCGAAGUUGUUCAGUUGUACGUCGAGCUGCCUGUCGAUGGCUCCUAUCCCACCCCAAAAUACCAGCUGCGACAGUUUGAAAAAACGAAAUCUCUGCAGCCCGGAGACAGUGAGGUGCUGACUAUGGAAAUCACGAGAAAGGACGUGAGUGUCUGGGACACGGUGGUGCAAGAUUGGAAAGCCCCUCGCGCUGGUCAAGGUGUAAAGCUCUGGAUUGGUAAACAUGUAGGGGAUAUGAAGGCAGUUUGUGAGACUGGUAUAACAAAUAGUUGUCGCUCUUUGGACUAA